AAUCUUCUAAACAAUGUAGAAACUUUCUACCUGAUGAGUUAUUUUAUUACAGUAAAACUUCAUCUACCUUCUGCACCAUGCUCAACAGUAAACUUUCUCCAACGAAGGCAGAUUCACAAGUCCUGAUAACACGACCACCACCAGACUAUGAUGAAGCCACAAAACAAUUAAAAGAAUCCAAGCAGAAUCAGUCAUAUCCGUACGUAAUCAAUCAUAUUGACAACUGUCAUUCUGGUCGAAAGUCUGUCAAAAGCCAAGCUGUUGAUGAUGUUCUGGAGAUCUUGAUCAAAAAUGGAGAACUUCCACCCAGUGCUGCUCAAGAACCACCCGUUACAGAGAAUCAAGUCCUCACCACAUUUUCAGCAACCAUCUCUCCACCCUCAAGUCAGGGAAGUCCUCCAUCUAUUGCAUCCCCUCUUGCUAUUCCAAAUAUCAGUUCAGAUCCUGUACCCUCUGCAUCAGUGAGUCUACCCAUGAGUCCACCAUCUACUGUUUUAAAUGACACAGAUCCAAGCACCACUACAAGUCUGGACUUUGAUCUUCACCUGGACCUAGAAGACUUUGAAAAUAUGGAGGUUGGUGUGUUGGGGUCAAGUGAAGAGCACAAGGUAGAGUCUAAUGACACUUACAUCCAACAGGUCAACAGCCAGCCUGCCACUGAGAGGAACUCCAUAGCUGCCUCUAGCCUUAGUGAUUCAGUACACUUGCAUGACCCAGGAAUGGACAUUGAAUUGACAGAGUGGCUUGAUUCCAUGAUGCCUGUUACGAGUACAGUGGGUCCCUCUACAAGUGGAAUCAACAACACACAGCCUAUUGGCAGUGUAACCAAUGACCAUGACCCACUUCUGUCUAACAUGAGUGUCCAGCACGACCCUUUUGACUUGUUAUGUGUUGACGAAAUAGAAUUCAAGACUCCAACUUUGAUGUGGGAUUUUGCUACUUAAAAUCGUUUCUGUGAUAUAGAGUGGUCCAGCUUUUUUUUCUCUUUACCUUGAAUGUAAUAUUUAGAAUUAGAAAUGCUAGCCAGGAUCUUGUGGUUUGAUAUACUCAUUAAAACUAAAAUUGAGGACCAAAAUACUCUUGCUGGUGCUUAGACCAUUAAAAUGAGUACGUUGAAUCAUGUGGAAAACAUUAAGUUAUUUUGUGUUUUAAAAGCUGGAACAACUUUCAUAAUUUUGUGUCAGUAAAGCCGAUUCAUCAAAAUUACCACAAUUUUUUUCCAAAACGUUUUACAUAGGAUUGUUAUGUAUUGUGUCAAUUACUUGUUUUAUAUAAUUUACAAAGUUUUUUUGAGAGUGCAUAUUUGAAAUGCAUGGUGUGAAACUGGCUUCCAAGGACACAUACCAUACAGAAGAACUGUUUCUUAUUUAGGUUUAAUUAAACACAAGAACAAAUUUGCUGAGUAAAUAAGUUUUCUAAAAGUGAUGUUUCACUUUUAUCUGUUACAUAAAAAAAAGAACUUUUAAAAUCGGUAGGCCUAGAGUGUGAUAUGAAGUUCUUUUUACAAAAAGGACGUUCACUUUAAGAAAAGGAGUUAAUAAAAUAAUUUAAAUCAUUUAAUCGUUAUUUUUGUAGCUUUAUAUGAAAUAAUACAAUUACCAAAUGUUAACAAUUAACUUGUCUUGGUGUAGGUAAGUAUUAAUGGCAUUGUUUAAUAAGCGAAAAUGGCAAGUGAACAAAAUAUUACAUACUUUUAAUUGUUUUAUUUCACAAUUACUUAAAAGAAUAACAACUGGUUAUAUUUAUUGUAUUGACUUCUUUUCAUAAUCUAAGUCAACCCUCCUUUAAAAUCAAUCUACUUAGAUUGAAAGUUGUAGUCUUAUAAGAUAAACUCUUUUGUUAACAUUUACCAACUUGUGUCCUGGAGUGUUUUGAGCUGGUAUCAUAAAUUAUGUAUAUUUGUGUAAAGUAAAAUAUUAUACUGACAGAUGGACUGUACAAUACAACAUGAGUCCAGAAGAUUUUUUUUUCAGUCAAAAUAGAUGGAAUUGUGAAACUUUAAGACACCUACAAUUUCUGCUUGAAAUAUAUGUAGUGAAAAUAAGUGGGCAAGUGUGUUUAGGUGUUUCACAAGAGUGUAGUAUAAAUAUAUUUACUAAUUGAAAAGUCAUUAUAGGCUUAAACAUAAGAUAUAAUGUUAAUAAAAUUAAUAUAUUUACUAAUCUACAAGUGAUUACAUAUAAUAUAUACUGUUAAUGAAGUUUAAUAGAUGUCCAUGAAUUAUUUUUGUUAAUUACAUCAUCAUAGUGGGCUUAUGAAAUCAAUAAAAUGUGCCUUAUUAAAAUACUUUG
Messenger RNA from Limulus polyphemus (Atlantic horseshoe crab), 2291 nucleotides. RefSeq lists its product as uncharacterized. Bases 78 to 944 code for a protein of 288 amino acids. Lineage: Eukaryota; Metazoa; Arthropoda; Merostomata; Xiphosura; Limulidae. The transcript is spliced from 4 exons. The record is from RefSeq and is a predicted model, not a curated record.